AUGUUCCCGAGCCCGCGGAAGGUCGGGGCAAGAGCAGUGUUCGAAAGCAUCGAUUUGGCCUUGAACAGCUCUGAUCCCUCCUGGAAGAGGGAGUCUUGGAACCAAAAUGCUGUACCUCGUGGUGCGUUGCUGCAACCCCUCUAUACCGUCAUGGCAGACUACGUGGCUUGUGCCACGGGGAAGCUCCUGAAGCCCCUAGAGUUGAAGGUGCAGGUUCUAUUUGGUGUCGUGGUGGGCGCCUGUUUGAACUCACAUCCUAUGGCCCUAUGGGUCCUGAGCAGCGGGGCAGUACAGAUGUGGGAUCCCAGUCUGCCAGGUUUGCUGAAAAAGGGGCAUGGAAUCUUUGAGCCGCUUCCACCGGCUUGCUUGGAUGUGCUUCUUCAAUGUUUGUCGGGCAGCUGGGAGGCCAUUCGAUGUGAGUCCGAGCAGUUGGCGCAGCGUGUCGGGCUGGACGAAUUGCGGGUGGACUGGCUAUUGGGUGAUAGAUCUUGGGGCCCGCGUAUUGGUGAGUUGACCUACAUGGGCACCUUGGCCUUGGAUGUUUGGCCAGUGUCCUGGAGACUUGCACGAGCAUUUGCAGCCGGUCACCUGAGUCGCCUUGGCACCCCUCAAGAUCCGUUCCCCUCCAAUGACAGUGCUUGA
Molecule: messenger RNA, 642 nt
Organism: Symbiodinium pilosum
Lineage: Eukaryota; Dinophyceae; Suessiales; Symbiodiniaceae
Source: the annotation of a GenBank genome assembly